This is a messenger RNA of Moneuplotes crassus, 2075 nucleotides long. The record is from the annotation of a GenBank genome assembly. NCBI's taxonomy places the organism in Eukaryota, Ciliophora, Spirotrichea, Euplotida, Euplotidae.
UUUAAAAUAUUUUUAGGAAAAAGAUUAAUUAAGAUAUGGAAGACGAAACUGAAUUCUUUGAUAUUGGAACAAGAGGUAAUACUCAUGGAGACACUGUUGAGUUCGAUGAUCUAGAACUAGUCACUGGUGGACAGAACGUUAGACUUACUAGAAUCAGAGUCUGGUAUGAUGACUUUGUCUACGGUAUCCAGACUAUUUAUGAAACUAGCAACAAUGGGAUGAUUGUUUCUCCAAAGAGGAUCAAUGAAGAAGCAGAAGCCUGGAAACUUAAGUACGAGGAAGUCUUCUUUAACAGAAACGAAAGCAUCACUGCAAUCAAGGGAAACCAUGGAAAUAUCAUUGACCAUGUUGUUUUUGAGACUAACCAAGGAAGAGAAAUAAGAUUCGGAUUGUCAGAUGGUGGAGAUCCAUUUGAUCUUGAAAUUCCUGAAGGUACUUGUGUCGGAGUCCUUAAAGGAGGAUACGGAGGGCACCUUCAUAACAUUGGAUGUCAUACUAUCCCUCUCGCUCAACCAUUGCAGUACCAAUACACCUAUAACACUGGGCAAAGAGUUGCAAACCAAAUCUCCACUGGGCAAACCCAUGAUGACACUACUGAAUACAACGACGUUGAGUUCCUAGAGAAUACUAAGGGACAACACAGAAUUGCAUCUGUGACUGUCUUCUACGACGAUGAGUUCGUGCAUGGGCUUGAUGUCAAGUACCUGGAGAACGGUAAUGAGAUCCAGACUAAAGGAGUCGGUGGCGAUUGGACCAAUGAUGAUCAUAAGUUCAAGAAAAUCAACUUCGCUGCUGAUGAAUGGAUCACCAACAUUUAUGGAUAUUUCGGAAAUAUCUGUGAUCUUCUGGUCAUCGAGACUACGAAGGGAAGAACUGAGAAGUUCGGAAACCUGGAGAAGGAGCCUAACUUCAACUUCGAGAUCCCUGAGGGACAAGUCAUCUCUGGAUUGUCUUUCGGAAUUGGUGGUCAUCUUCAUAACCUCACUGCUUACUAUGGCAAGGAGCCAUAUAUCUUUAAAUUUGAGCAGCAGCCUCAAGCUAAUGUGCAAUAUUCUUUGCUUCAACAAAGCACAGAUGUUGUAGGCCCCACCCAUGGCGACACUAAUGCUUUUGACGACUGGGACAAGCUCGACACUAGCAUUAUCAACACUCGUCUUAGGAAGGUCGUCGUCUACUUUGAUGAGGGCAAAGUCGUCUACGGGUUCAGACUCAAGUGGAGCGUCAAUGAAGAAGAAGUUGAAGGAGAGAAACACAGAGGUAGUGAAUAUGAUGGCUGGGUUUCUGAUGGAGACAAGGCGUCUUUCAGUCUCAAGUAUGGGCAAUAUAUCACCAGAGUGUAUGGUAAAGUAGAAGCUCAAAUCAAGAAGCUUUGCUUCCAGCUCAACACUGGAGAGACUCACGAAUACGGUGGUGAUGAAGGAGAAGAUUUUGAUCUUGGAAUUCCACCAGGUCAUGCUGUUGGAGCCUUAACUGGAGGCAAGAACGGACAUCUUCAUAAUAUCCAAGCUUGGUAUGGAAAGAUCCAUGUCGCUUCUCAAAGUCAGGGUCAGGUUUACUAUAUCCCAGCUGACGAGAGAUGGCCAAAUGAAGCCUUCCACGGAAACACUCAUGGAGAUACUACUGAGUUCAGAGAUGAAGGAAUUGAUUUCAAUGCUCACACCUACAGAAUCGAUACUGUUAAGGUUUACCAUGCUGAUAGAAUUAAGGGAAUCCAGGUCAUCUACGAGAUCGACGGAACUUAUCAUUAUGGUGAGAAGCACAAGGCUUCCUUCGACUACAACGAAGAGGAAAUGCAGACAACAAUGAUCAAUUUGACAGUUGAUGAGUUCAUCACUGGAAUCAGCGGAAAGCUCUCCAACGUUGUUACUAGCUUAACCUUCAAGACAAACAAGGGCAGAGAGAUUGUCUGCGGAGGUGACGAAGGAGACGACUUCGAUCUUGAGAUCCCAGAAGGAGACUGUGUUGGAGUCAUUCAAGGAGGAAAGAACGGAGAUAUUCACAACAUCAAGGUCUUCAGUGGACCAAUGCCACAGGUUAUGACUACAAGAUGGUAAUCAAUAAGAUUUAUUCUACCA